This is a messenger RNA of Parascedosporium putredinis, 2070 nucleotides long. Lineage: Eukaryota; Fungi; Ascomycota; Sordariomycetes; Microascales; Microascaceae. The record is from the annotation of a GenBank genome assembly.
AUGGAGGGUUUCGCUGGCGGAAACCCCGCCGCCGAUGAUAUCUUUGGGAAUGGCGACCUUGAGGGCGUUCUCUCGCAAAGCGACGACGAUGAUUUCGAGCCCGCCGAUUCCGAUGUAGAGAGCAGCGAGGCGGACUAUGAGGAGGGCGAUUUCUCCGAAGACCCAGACAUUUCGGGUGACGAGAUUCCCGACGACAUAGAACUCAACGGUGCCGAAAAACCCAACGGGGACAGCAACGACCAGCCCAAUUACAAAAUUGUGACUGACGCCAAUGGUGAUGUGAGAUACGAGUACGAGGAGAUCGACCCCGCCAACACUAUCGGCGAUAUCCCUCUCUCCUUCUACGACAGCUAUCCUCAUAUCGGCUACACCCUGGAUGGCAAGAAAAUCAUGCGUCCCGCGGCGGGAGAUGCUCUAGACUCGCUUCUCGACUCCAUCGAGGUUCCCAAGGACUGGACCGGUCUCACUGACCCAGCUACGGGCAAGCCCUUGCGCAUCAGCAAAGAGGAACUGGAAAUUUUGAAGCGAAUUCAGCUAAAUGAGAUCCCGGAAGAUGGAUACGAUCCUUAUCCUGAUCUCGUCGAGUACUUUACAAGCAUCGAGGAAAAGAUGCCUCUCAGCUCCGCCCCCGAGCCGAAGCGACGGUUUGUACCGUCAAAGCACGAGGCUAAGCGGGUGGCCAAAAUGGUGCGCCUUAUCCGGGAAGGAAAGCUUCUUCCAUAUAAACCACCCGAGGAGAACGAGAGGGAAGAGGAAGAGAAGGAAGAGGCGUGGUACGAUGUGUGGGCGAAUGAGGAGGCCCAGGAGCCCCAUGUCAUGCACAUCCCCGCACCCAAGCUACCGCCGCCGCAGCACGAUCUCAGUGUCAACCCACCCGAGGAAUACCUGCCCUCGGCCGAGGAGAGGAAGGCUUGGGACGAGCAAGAAUCCGAGGACAGGACCAAGGAGUAUUUGCCCACCAAGUACGACUCGCUUCGAAAAGUCCCCGCGUACAUGGAUUUCACCAAGGAGCGAUUCGAGAGGUGUCUGGACCUCGUAUCCGUCAGCCCUACGGGCGAUUGGGUGGCUUCGGGCGGUGAUGAUGGAACAGUUUGCGUUUGGGAUCUCAACGGCCAUCUCGAGUACCGGGUCAAGCUCAGUAGCGACGAGCCCGUUGACGUCGUACGAUGGCGCCCUACCAAGGAUACGUUGAUCAUCGCUGCAGCGGCGGGAGAUGAUGUAUUCAUGAUUGUGCCCGACAUUGGUGUUGACAGCGUCCUUGACAACAGCCGAGAUGUUCUCGAUGCCGGCUUCGGCUAUGCUACCAAUGGGAAGCAGAUGACUGGAGGCAUGACGGCCGAUGGCCAGCGCAAGGACCCACCCGCCAAAUGGGCGAGGCCAGGCUCCCGCCUCGAGGCGCAGGGCGUCCUCCUCAAGGCGACGUUAAGGUCAACGGUCAAGGUGCUCAGCUGGCACAGGCGUGGAGACUUCUUCUGCACAGUGUCCCCCAACGGACAGCGGGGCGCCAUCGCGAUACACACACUCUCUAAGCACCUCACACAAAUUCCCUUUAGGCGCCUCCGCGGGCUUCCGCAAACUGCCCAUUUCCACCCCUCUCGUCCGCUCUUCUUCGUCGCCACGAGACAGGCGAUCCGGUGCUACGACUUGCAGCAGCAGCAGCUCGUCAAGAUUCUUCAGCCUGGAGCGAGGCACAUUUCUUCUUUCGACAUCCAUCCUGGUGGCGACAACGUGGUGGUAGGUAGUUACGAUAGGAGGUUACUGUGGCACGACAUGGAUCUUUCGGCCAGGCCCUACAAGACGAUGCGGUUCCACCCUCGGGCUAUCCGCGCAGUCAAGUUCCACAAGGGUGGAUUCCCGCUUUUCGCGGAUGCUAGCGAUGACGGGACUCUGCAAAUCUUCCACGGAAAGGUGGUGAGCGACCUCAUGGAAAACGCUACAAUCGUGCCCGUGAAAAUGCUCAAAGGUCAUGAAGUUGUUGCCAGCUUGGGCGUGUUGGAUGUGGAUUGGCACACCGCGCAUCCUUGGUGCGUGAGCGCGGGAGCAGAUAGCACGUGUAAACUGUGGUGCUAA